This is a messenger RNA of Lichtheimia ornata, 810 nucleotides long. RefSeq lists its product as uncharacterized. The coding region runs from base 1 to 810 and encodes 269 amino acids. The record is from RefSeq and is a predicted model, not a curated record. The transcript has a single exon. NCBI's taxonomy places the organism in Eukaryota, Fungi, Mucoromycota, Mucoromycetes, Mucorales, Lichtheimiaceae. Gene Ontology annotation, molecular function: DNA binding.
AUGCAAACAUACAUUGGACAAAUCAAAACACCACAAGACGCAUUGAUUAUUUUUGAAGCUUGCCGACAAGGUUUGCUUAAGCGAGUACACCACCGUUUAUCAUCCAAGGAGCGUAAUGAGAUUCGAUCUGGACACGUUUUCGUAUGGGAUGAACAUGAAGCUGGUAUGCGACGGUGGACCGAUGGUCGUACUUGGUCACCUAGCCGUGUCUCGGGGAGUUUUCUCACGUAUCGGGAGCUAAGCACAAAACGACGUCCUCGUCGACACAACAAGAUGACCCCUGUUUAUACGUACAAGCCAAAUGGUCUUAUCAAACAAAGCUUCUCCAUAUGCACAGCUAGCAACCAAAAGCUUCAUCUAAUUUCCUAUAUUACCAAAGAUGAUGUCUAUGCUGGUAGUUUGCUACAACCAUCUGCUGAUCCCAACCUCAAGCAAAUUGAUGUCCCUGUGGGUCUUUAUCCUGAGUUGAAUCCUCUUGAUACCAACGUUGGUGCUCCUCAUUCCUCUAUUACGCGCACGCUUUUACGCCAUUCAUCAUCCAUAAUCGAUCACCAACAACAAGCAACACCAUCUCUAUCAUCAUCGCCUUGCGUAUCAUCCGAUGACGAUGAUCCAACCAUGUCAUCUCCCGUCAUUUAUUAUACUCCAUCAUCACCACCUAUGACUAGCAGCAACGGCAAUAAUUGCUUAUCAUCAUCCACUUUACGUGACUUGCCCUUGCCAACCGAUUCGCUCUUUUCCUCAAUUCCCACCGUAUCAUCCGAAGAUAAACGCCAGCUGCAGGCGCUGCAUUGUCAACUGCGUUUGUAG